AUGGAGGCCAGAAGCCAGCACCAGCAAGGGCUGACGAAUGCAGUGAUAUCUGCGCUCGCUGUGCCUGAGCAGAGUACAACUGUUUCGAAGCAAUAUUCCAACGAGCGCAAUGUUGCGACUGAGGUGCAGGCGUAUGCCAAGAUUUCAGGACGGGACUGGACUUAUUAUGUGAAGAACUUAGAGGUGUCGAUCGGCAGGAACACUGAUCCGAGCAGCAAAGAUGGGGAGCGAGACUCCGGCAUCGAUAUUGAUUUGGGUCCCGCGAAAGUGGUGUCUAGAAGACAUGCUACUAUAAAGUUCAACAUGGAAUACGGUGGCUGGGAGCUGAAGAUACUGGGACGGAACGGUGGUAAAGUCAAUUUCCAUAGAGUCGAGGCAGGCGCCAAUGCCCCUAGUAUAAAACUUUCAUCGGGAACGAUACUAGAUAUUGGCGGUACACAGAUGAUAUUUAUACUGCCUGAUCAAGAGCCUUUUAUACCACAGGAGUGUCUUGAAAACCUGAUGCCCACUUUGGUGAGUAUAUACGGUGUCGAUGGAUCCAAUAUUGCCAAUGAUAACCCGCUACUGCGAGAAGUUAUCCGUGAAUCAAACUACGUGAAAACUCACAGAGAGCUAUCCAGGCAACCACCUGGAAUUAACCAGCAGGUCAGAACUUUUAAGAUGUACGGCAGUGGAUCGUCUUUUCAUCUUGGUGAUAGUACUCCAAACUUUUAUGGAACUGCCGCAACACCAAUACCUGGUAUGGCUACUUCCGGUAUCGCGGCCAAUAACAAACAACCUAACAGUUCCUAUCAAAAUGUAAAUAAUGCUGGGCCUAAUGGAGCAGGAAUAGGCCAAAACAUGAAUACGAUCAGCGAUUUCCCACAAUCACUAGAUUUUGCAUCCGACUUGUCAAGAGAUGAGAACAGAAAUAUCAAACCACCAUAUUCUUAUGCGACGAUGAUUACUCAAGCCAUAUUAUCCACCGGAGAAGGUGUUAUUUCACUUGCAGAUAUUUAUAAGUACAUCUCAUCCAAUUAUUCCUAUUAUAGAUACGCAAAAACUGGUUGGCAAAACUCUAUCAGACACAAUCUUUCUUUGAAUAAAGCCUUUGAAAAAGUACCAAGAAGGCCAAAUGAACCAGGUAAAGGUAUGAAAUGGAGAAUUAGUAAGGAUUACCAAGAAGAGUUCCUACAAAAGUGGAAUAGUGGCAAUGGUAAUAAAAUAAGACGGGGCUCAUCAGUUUCAAGACAACUACAGCUACAUAUGUCUAAAUUUAAUAGACUACCUACACAGAAUGAUUACAGCAAUGAUGUUGCUUCUGAGGACAAAAAAGUUACCAAAAAGCACUCAAAAAAGUCAAGUACUAGCAGUGGUGGCACUAUGAGUACUGUCAAUAGCGGACAGAAUUCUCUAAGCUCUAUUGAAAGUCAUCCAGACGUCAACUUUGACAAAUACGGUAUAAUGGGUAGCUCUAGGAAUAGCAUGCAGUUACUGCCCCCUACUCUACCGGAACAGCCAACAAAUACAAUGCAACCACCAAUUAGGGAAACUCUCGAACCAAUUACAAGCUACAGUGUUGCUAGGAAAAACCCAACAAAUAAUGCGCUUGUAUCCUUUACUAAUGCAUCCUCGUCUUACUUGAAGCCAACUACAUCAAGCAAUUCCGCACCUAGUUUACCUAGCAUUUCCACCAAAGGAAUACAGAAUCUACCAUUACCAACUACUGCUGGAUCAGCCUCUAAUUUAUUACAACAAAAUCCUCACCUGUCACCAUCAUACGAUUCACUGUUGAGGUCACCAACUAAGUCCUUUCAUGUAACUGCAAUGGAGGCGUACACUCCAGAGAGAGGUAGCGCACAAACCAAUUUUUCUCCAAGUAAUAGUCGUGGUGAGAAUAAUCCAACAGGAGUAGGCCUCCCCAGUGUAUCACUUCCUAAUGGCCACACUUUCAGCGAUGAUAUGAGGAAAACAGAGUUGAUGCCAAGCAUCCAAGAUCCGAACCCAGGAGGUUUGAGAAGUACAAACAUGAGCGAUAGGCUGACUCCCGCCAAUUUUGGAAGUGCUAAAUCCUCCCAAUAUAGAAACUCACCUGGCGGAUGGAACUCAUUGUUAUUUAGUUCCGUGAAUAACACACCGAAGUUCUCAUUAGACUCAGAUACCAAGAAUGGCAACCAAACCCCAAAAGAUCUAAAUGGCUCUGCUAGCGUCAAAUCUAGCAUCAGCGAAGGUAGACCUGACGUAGGAAACCCAAGUGCUACAACAUCGAAUGGAAAUGACUUGACUGUCAGUGUUCCGGACUUAGACUCCAAGGACAUCAACUCUUCGCCAUUAAAAAGACACUUAGAGAACAGAAGAGACACAGAAGGUAAUAUCCCAGAAGACCCAUCGAGGAAAACCGACAGAAAUAUGCUGUUGGAUACUGACAGCGCCAAGAUUACAAUCGUGAAAUGA
This is a messenger RNA of Nakaseomyces glabratus, 2433 nucleotides long. It is a transcript of the gene FKH2, whose product is annotated as forkhead family transcription factor FKH2. NCBI's taxonomy places the organism in Eukaryota, Fungi, Ascomycota, Saccharomycetes, Saccharomycetales, Saccharomycetaceae. The record is from RefSeq and is a predicted model, not a curated record. Gene Ontology annotation, molecular function: protein binding; RNA polymerase II cis-regulatory region sequence-specific DNA binding; DNA-binding transcription factor activity, RNA polymerase II-specific. Gene Ontology annotation, biological process: regulation of transcription by RNA polymerase II.